GCGGGUAAUUGGGCGUUUCCGUUGGCACCGUCAUCGCGCGAACCGAAACGCCCAAUUGCCAGCGGCGAGUGCACACUCAGUGCACACUCAGUGCACACUAUAGUUCUCCCAAGGAAAACUACUAUUAGAUGAAGACCGUUGCAGAGCUGCGUUUGGCGCCUUCGCGCUUCGCGCUCGUUUGCAUUCGUCAUUUGUUUCUUCGUGAGAUACAGUGAGACAUUCACGAGAGGAGAAGUCUCUUCCAGUCUAUUCGCGUCUAUUGCUCGUGUUAGCACUUGCUAGAUGCACAGUGAUGAGUAACGAGAGUAAGUGACCGUAACUGAAUUAUUGGACAACGAGGAUUUCCUAGAAAGAAACGAUCGAGAUUUCUUCUUUCUUCGGUCUUGAUGCAUGAUCCUAGCUGUAAUCAGUGAGUGAAUCAUCGAGAAUAACUAUAAUUAAAAAAUUGAACAAUAUAUUCCACCUACAACGAUCGAGAUUGUUCGACAAUUACCGAAAAGAGCAAGAAUAAGAUUUUUUUAAUUCCACAUUUUAUUUGAAUUUUUUAAUAUAUAACAUUUACAUAGAUUUUUACAUAAAUACUUACACAGAAUUAAUAAUUAACUAUGUCAAAGCGUAAAUUUUCGUCACGUAUUUCAAAAAGGUACCGUCGUAAAAUAAUUCGAGAAUGCAGUGAUGAAUUACUUGCCCGAUUUAACGAAGAAUUAGAUAUUAAUACAAACGAAAUUUUAAAUAAUUCUGCUUCGAGUAAUCAUGACGAGAUAAUCGAUUUUAAUUGCGCCAUUUCCGACAAAACUAAACAAAACGCAAUAAAUUUAUCAUUUCCCGAUUUAACGUUUACGAAUAUAACGAAUAGAAAUAAUAUAACGAAUAUUUCUGCACGUAAUGUUUCUGUAAAUAAUAUAUCUUUACAUCGAGAAAACAAUAUAAGAGAGGACAGUAUAAGAGAGGAGCGUGAUUCAGAGGAAGAAAACAAUUUCAAAGCAUUUUUAGUAUAAUGGUCUUGCACACAUCGUAUUUCUCAUGUAGCUUUAUCGCAUUUAUUAUCCGGUUUGAGAACAGCACAUCCUACUUUUUCCAAUUUGCCAAAAUGUGCAAAGACAUUACUAUGUACACUACGAUCUUCCGUUAUUAUUGAAAUAUUUCCGGGACAAUAUUGUCAUUUUAAUAUUGAAUAUAACAUUCUCCAAUUUAUAUCUAGAAACAAGAAUACGGUUUCAUCACCUGUUCAAAUUCAAAUUGGUAUCGAUGGUUUACCGAUUUCUCGGUCGAGUUCUAAUCAAUUAUGGCCUAUUUUAGGACGAAUCAUGCCUGACGGCAAAGUAUUUCUUAUUGGUUGUUAUUCUGGUAAAUCUAAACCAGCGGAUGCGAAUAAAUUCUUACAACAGUUCGUAGAAGAAAUCAGUAAUUUAAUUAAUGAGGGCGUUAUUUAUAAUGAGACAAUAUUUUCAAUAUCAAUACAUUCUGUCAUAUGUGAUGCUCCUGCAAAAUCUUUCAUUACUCUUACGAAAGGACAUACGGGUUAUUUCAGUUGUCCAAAAUGUACGAUUGAAAGAGAUUUUAUUGCUAACAGAAUAUGUUUCCCCAAUUUUGAUUACCAAGCAAGAACGAUAGCUUCUCUAAUCAAAUUCAAGAAGAACAUCAUCUGGGUCAUUCCAUUCUACUAAACAUUCCACAUUUUGGUGUUGUAUCUCACAUACCAUUUGAUUACAUGCAUAUGAUAUGCAUUGGCGUUGUUAAAAAGUUGAUAAGAUUGUGGAUAAGUGGUCCUCUUAAAACUAGAUGUUUAUCGUCGCAUAAAAUAAAAAAUGUUUCCGAGCCUCUUCUUAACAUCAGACAUUUCAUUCCAAAAGAAUUUGCAAGAAGACCACGAGAAAUACAAGAUUUUGCACAGUGGAAAGCAACUGAAUUAAGACAAUUUCUAUUAUAUACCGGUCCUGUAAUAUUACGAAAAGAAUUAAAUUCUGUUAUUUUCUCCAAUUUUCUUACUUUGCACGUUGCUGUUCGUAUUUUAUGUCAGAAAAGUACAGUCGAACACAUAGAAUAUGCAGAUAAAUUAUUAAAACAUUUUGUUGAAUGCUUUAUUAAAAUUUAUGGACCUGAAUUUGCGUCUCAUAACAUUCACGUUCUUUUACAUAUAGCUGAUUGCGUAAAACAAUUUGGACAAUUAGACACUUUCAGUGCCUUCCCAUUUGAAAAUUUCAUGAAAGAAUUGAAAUCUAUUUUAAGAAAAUCGGAUAAACCAUUAGAGCAAAUUAGAAAUCGGAGAUGAAUUUUUGUAACAUAAACUCUGACAGUAUAAACGUUUCAAAAAUUAACGUAAAGACUCCUCACGAAAAAGGACCAUUGCUAUCGGGUUGUUUCAGUCUACAAUUUUCGAAGAUUGAAUUUCCUCAAUUUGUUAUUUCAAUUAAAUCUCCUUGUUUAAACUUCCCGCGUGGCAUGUUUCGUGCGUGCAGUUGAUCGAGUGGUAGACCUGCAUGACGAUGUCGCUACCAGAAGAGAUAAGGUUGGCGCGAGUUUUUGGUUGCCUGGCGACGAGCGGACGUUGUUGGUUGUUAUUCGUUUUUCCCUCCUUUUCGAGUAAUACAGUUCAGUUUUAUUUAUGAAUCAAGCCUUUUUGAACAUAAUAAGAGAAAACCGUGAACUCUCAGUAUAUCUUUAAAGUUACAUUGCCAUUCGGGCGGAGCGAAUGAGAGAAAAACACAUUGUCGUUCGGGUGGAGUGAGUGAGAGAAAGUACAAGCUUUCCUUAGAAUUGCACGUGCAAACGCAAUCAGCCAUUCGGGCGUGAAUUACUGUCUUUCGGACAAAAAGGAGAGAGAGAGAGAGAAAGUGACCAAGAGCACAGGCUUUGGUAUUUUUUUUUUUUUACUUAUUCUAUGUUCAAUGAUAUAGUGCCACUCGGGCGGUGAGAGUAAGAGAGAAGAAAGAUAAAUCUUUCUUCUAAUUCGUUCAUUUCACCCGAUUCAUAGAGACUUCUAGCGCAAGUUGCCGAUCAAAAAGAGAGAAAGAAGACGAGAAAGAUAGAGAUGAGAAUGUCGAAUUCUUUCAUCGGAUUACGAAACUACGCCAUUUUUUCUUCUACAAACGACGUUCUUAUUAUCAGCUUACCAACGAUACGUAUUUACUAAUUUUAAGUUUAUCUUCUGUUUCUUGAAUAAAUUGAGACUCAUCCGAUAACCUAAUAAUGUAACAGUUUCGUGAAUAUAAUUAAUUAUAAUAUUUAAAUGUAUGAAUUUCUCUUUGAAUUUAAUGUUUCUUUUCUUCUCUAUUUUGACUUUAUUGACAUAAGAUAAUUAUAAUUAGUGUAUUUCCGUGGAUUGCUAUAGUGUAUUGCUAAUAGAUAAAAUAUAAAUUUCAUAUAAUUAUUUUUAUUAAUGUUGUUAAAUUUCUUCACCUUUUAUCAUUCAUGUUCUUUUAACACUCCUGAUAAUUGUUGUCUCAUAGAGAAUGAUAUCGUCUGUUUAGAAAACAUUGCAACAUCGAUUGAAGGUAAUUACAUUGCAGUAGGUCGUAAAUUUAAAGUUGUUGAAGAACUUUACAAUUAUCCAUGCAGUUCUGUUGAUUUUGACAUCUUUAAAGUCAGUCAAUUAUCUGCUCUUCAAGUUUGGCCUUUACAUAAAAUUAGUAAAAAAUUUGUAAAAUUACCAUAUGUAAAGAAUAGUAAUGAAAGUAAUUUUGCAGUAUUAUCGCUAAUAAACACCGCACAUAGCUUAUAAUAUAUUGCGUACUGCAUUUCAUAAUUUUUUUCUAAAAAAAAUUUAUAACAAUAUAUAUAACAAGAUAUGUAUCAUAUCUAAAUAAAUUUUUGUGCGGAUGUAUAUAUAUUUACAAUACGAUACUCGGGAAAAUAUGUUCAAAAGUUUCAGGCGGAAGAUGCCGAAUUCAAAGAAUCAGGGAUUUAUCGUCGCAGAAUUCUACGAUGGUAUCCAAGUAAUACCAAAAUCUUGGCUACAAAGCGACGAUGUAUGCAAGUAUCCCUCACAUUAUAAAACGGAUUUAAAAAUUCGGAAGGCGAUUGAAAAAGAAGAAAUUCCAACUUCUAAUUGGUCUUCCGUUAAAAUUGAUCGGAUUUUUGGCGAGUAUUCAUGUUUAUGUAAAGCCGAUGAGAAAGCCAAACAAGCCUUUGAUACAUCGGAUAUGGAUACUGACAAAGAAACGAGAACCAAAAAAGCGAAAAAAUUAAGAGCAAAAAAAGCUAUGCUGUCGUCCGAAAGCGAGGAAGAAUCUAGAGAAAUUAUUUUACCACGUCCUCCACGUCCUCCUGCAAAACGUCAACGACCGUACGAUGGAAAUGAAUCUGGAAGUUUAUCCAUGAUUAAAUGUUCUCGGAAUUCUUCCGCAGAAACGUACAGCAAAUCAGAAAAGGUUUCAAAUUCAAAUGAACACAAAUCUCGAGAUCACAAUUCUUCGUAUUCAAGAAAUGAAGAAAGACACAAUAGUACUGUACAGCAUAGACUCGAAAAUGAAGAGGAUAUAUCAAAUCGACAUGUGGAUAAAAUGGAUGAGAUCGGCCAUAUGCAAGACGAAGAGAGAUUACAAGAAAAAAGAAAUGAUAAUUUGGAUAAGUCUUCACAAAAUGCAAUUGUGGAUUAUUUGAAGAGACUGACAAGAGAAAUAGUGACCAUAAAAUACGAUAUGUGGCAAACGUUUAGCUUAUUGGAUAUUUUAGUGAAAAGGACAAAUUCAGAAACAGAAGCCAAGAACACAGAGAUUUCUUUUGAAAGCGUUGAAGACCGAUUUCCGUUACAAACUGCAGAACAAUUAAUGGAAGUGGAGGAAAUCUUGAAACUUCAUAAUUCCCAAGAUAAUGCUGCAAUACGAGCAUAUAUCAAAUCUAUUGGAGGAACUAACGUCACUGAUGCCGUAAAAAGGACGUUGUAUAAGUUAUUCACCAAUAAAUUGGCGGAAAAAUAUAAUUGGGAAGGCCGUUGCGGAAAGGAACCACUACAUAAAUUGAAACUAAUAAAAAUGAUUUUUAGCUGCGUACUCCAGAAUAUCCCGAAUACCGACCAUGGCAAAAUCCAACGGAGGAUUAUGGAGUGGUUCCGACAUUCAAAGGCGAGACAUCAAAAUGAGGAGAAACGUAAGUUACAAGGUAACAGAGAUCAAGGUGACGGAGAUGAUUCUAUUUCAGAGUAAGUCGGAGGAAAAUGAGGAAAGGUAUUAACAACAUCGAAAGGUAUUGUUACAUCCGGAGGAUUUCACGAUUCCCCUUUUCGCAUCCAUUAUAUAAAUUAUGCUAAGGGAUUGUCUGUAAAAUUUACAAUACUUAUACCCGGAACUCCACGAUUUCUCUUUUACAAAUAACAC
Solenopsis invicta (red fire ant) is the source of this 5315-nucleotide messenger RNA. RefSeq lists its product as uncharacterized. The record is from RefSeq and is a predicted model, not a curated record. NCBI's taxonomy places the organism in Eukaryota, Metazoa, Arthropoda, Insecta, Hymenoptera, Formicidae. The transcript has 7 exons. Bases 3819 to 5144 code for a protein of 441 amino acids.